This is a messenger RNA of Penicillium cosmopolitanum, 1299 nucleotides long. Its product is annotated as Gfo/Idh/MocA family protein. The transcript is spliced from 3 exons. Gene Ontology annotation, molecular function: nucleotide binding. Lineage: Eukaryota; Fungi; Ascomycota; Eurotiomycetes; Eurotiales; Aspergillaceae. The record is from RefSeq and is a predicted model, not a curated record. The coding region runs from base 1 to 1299 and encodes 432 amino acids.
AUGCUAUUCUUCGAUUCUAUUUUACGAGUCUAUAAUAGUGUUAUCAGCCCGCCCAUAACACCGAGGAAGAGGGACGAUGCUAUCCGCAUCGGCCUCAUUGGGGCAAGUACCAUAGCACCGUUCGCAGUGAUCACACCAGCAAAAUCACAUCCCGAUGUCAUCGUGGCCGCUGUGGCUGCGCGCGAUAUAAAUCGUGCUGAAGCAUAUGCUCGAAGAUAUGACAUUCCGGUUGUUCAUUCUACGUAUCAGGCUCUACUCGAAGAUCCGUCCAUUGAUGCCGUUUACAUUGCAUUGCCAAACAGCUACCACUAUGAAUGGUCACUUCGCUCAGUGCAAGCCGGCAAGCAUGUCUUGCUAGAAAAGCCCUCUUGCUCUAAUGCUACCGAAGCUAAGAAGCUAUUCAAACACCCACUAAUAACCGCCCCGAAUGCACCGGUACUUUUAGAAGCAUUUCACUAUCAGUUCCACCCUGCAUGGCAAACUUUCUUAACUCAAGUACACCAGUCCCCCGGCUCUAUUGAAAGUGUUUCCUCUCAGUUUUACCUACCCCGUCUACUGUUGGGGAAAGACGACAUUCGCUUCAAAUACUCACUUGCGGGAGGUUGCUUGAUGGAUGUUGCAACCUAUUGCGUGUCUAGUGUACGCCAAAUAGUGGGACGACAAAUCAGAUUGACCCCAGUCAAUAUUGAUCAUCGUCCUUUGUCUAUAUCGUCCAAUGAAGAGCCACAAAUCGACGAAGCCGUGACGGCAACAUUCCUCACGCCUAACUCCCAAAUCGUUCGAAUUCAAGGAGACCUGGCCUCGGCAGGAGGUUGGUUCUCUUUAUUGCCCGCUUCUUGGACAAAGGCUCUACCUACUUUGCGAUGGCCCAUGAGUGAGGCCGUGUUCGAGCCGGUGCUGGUUGAGUCUAUCGUGCAGGAAGAUGGCGUCCCACUUCAACAUGUAUUCAAGCGAACCGUCAGGAUCUGGAACCAUAUGAUUCCUUAUAUCUACCACCGAAUCGAUACAUCGGACCAGCAUACCCUUCAACGAGGCGAAGAGGUUAUCAGAUCCUGGAACGAAACCAGCUAUAAAAAGGCGUACAACUGGCCGAGCGGAGACAAGCGUGCUGCAGUAUACAAGGACUGGUGGUCUACCUAUCGGUGUCAGUUGGAGGAGUUUGUAAACAAGAUCAAGGGUCGCCAAGGAUCUGGGGUUUGGAUCGAUGGAGAAGAGAGUAUUGCGCAAAUGGAGACUAUCGAUAGAGCUUAUGAAAAAGCGGGACUUGGACCUCGUCCUACUAGUAAUUUCGAGAUUUAA